Messenger RNA from Paramecium octaurelia, 635 nucleotides. Lineage: Eukaryota; Ciliophora; Oligohymenophorea; Peniculida; Parameciidae. The record is from the annotation of a GenBank genome assembly.
AUGGAUUUCGAGCACUCAGACUAGUUCACUUAGAGAGUAGAACUGAUAAUUAGAAAUGUAAUCUAUGUCAUUUUGAACACAUUAGUUCUUACAUAUCCCAGAAGAAGGAGAACAUAAUUGGAAAGAGAUUAAUUAAAAAUUGGAUUACUUGCAAAAUCAGUUGGUGGAUGUACAAAAGUAUCAAAUACAUCAUUAUCAAAAGGAGCAUUCUUUAAUAUUUAAAACAGAGUUUUGAAGCUAUUCGGGAAUAAUUGCAAUGUGAUUUAGAAAGCAUUUAUAUUGAAACUCAAUCUAAAAAUUUAUAAUAAAUCCCUCUUGUGAAGACUGAAAACGUGAUGGUCAAUGAAAGAAUAGAUUAAAUAGGUCUGAAUAUUUAGGAGAUCGAGAAAAGUUUAGUGAAUAAAAUUGAUUUACUCAGUAACAAAGUAGGAACCAUCAAAAUGAAUAGGGAUGAAUUGCAAGAGCAGAUUAAAUCAUUUGAUGGUAUUGAUAUAAAAUUGAUUGAAGCUCGGAUGGAGUCUCAAUGGCAAGGUUUGGCUAAUGUUUCCGAUUAAUUUUGGUUAUUCAAGAAGCAAUUUGAAUCACUUUUGAGUGGAACACAGCAACAGAAAAAAAAAUACUCUCUUUUUACAUGA